Molecule: messenger RNA, 1896 nt
Organism: Aureobasidium namibiae CBS 147.97
Lineage: Eukaryota; Fungi; Ascomycota; Dothideomycetes; Dothideales; Saccotheciaceae
Exons: 2
Coding region: 1-1896 (631 amino acids)
Source: RefSeq, a predicted model, not a curated record
AUGGAUAUUAACCAAUGGAUCGAAGAUUUAGAGUACGCAAAGCCACCUAGCGAGCUUCCUCUUCCUGAUGAUCAACCUCAUGCGACCCGAAAGCGUACGCGAGGGUCCAGGACAAGCUCUUUGCUAGAACCAUUCGCCAAUCGCGACAGUCAAGGCCUCAAGGACGAACAACCAGCAAUAUUCGUGGGUUCGUCAGAGCCUGCGACAAACGAUGUCACUUCAACAUCCACGUCUUCUCGUUCGUCCUCGCCAUCGUUCUCGUCAUCAGAUAAGAAAUACAAAAGGCGGUCACGCCAUCAUACAAGAGCAGACAAGUACCACCUGCAGUCGAAAUCAAAGUUGCAAGCGAAACAGGCGGGAAAGAAGGAGAAGGAGAAGAACCCAAAACACACCCGUCGCAAGAAGCACAAGAGCAAUGCAAUCACAGGUUUGGUUCAAAGUUUCAAGGCCAAGAAUGUUCCACAGACCCGACUCACGGUAUUGUCGAGACUAUGUCUGCUAGUCAUGACAGUUGCUGACACAGACCGACAGCUCGACCCUGCGACAAAGUUUGGGUUGUAUACCAAAGGUCGUUCCUCAAUUCCCACCAGAGGCAAAGGCCUGUUGACUCGAGUAGUACCAGAUCUAGUCUUCUCCGAAAUGAGAUUUCUACAGAAGCCCGAAUCCGUAACGAAAGACGAGCCCGAUCCGAAUCCCAAGAAAAAGUCGCGAAAGAAGAAACCUCGCCAGACAUCCGAGGAAGAGAUCUCGAGAUAUUUUGAUACUGGCGAAACGCAGCCCCGCAACGAGGAGAGAGACCAGAAGAGACACACACCGCCUCAUGAAAAAGCUGCAGCCGAGAAGGAUCUCCACACAGUAUCUCCUGUGGUAUCAGGUCUUCUGGAGAAGCCUUUCCUUGGGUUUAGAAGCAGGGGCACACAUCCACCCACUACAAGCUACUACAGCUGGUCGGAGUCUGGACGGGAAAGCUCAGUACGAGCGAAACAUUUUGCUACAGAUCUUGAGCCGUUAGUAGCGGGCCAACUUCAGAGUAGCCGGGCUCGAAAGCAGGAGAACAUUAUCCUGCUCAAAUCCGAUACAGUCCAGGGUAAUUCCACAGAGACAGCGGUCACUGAAAGACAAAGCAAGAACCUAUGUGUGAUAUCUGAGCAUGCUCGUGGUAUCGAACAAGCUAGCCGCCCACCAGCCAAGUCUCGACCCGUCCAACAGACUGACAUUGAAGAAGUGCCCAUACCUAUUUCUAGUAAGCAUGAAACAUUUGCUCCUGCUGCUACUAGCCUGGCAUAUCAGAGCGAAGCGAGAUCAAACAACACAACAGAAAACCUAAAGGUUCCUGAAGCGGCGCUGAAUACACCGCAGAACGACAAUGAUUAUGGUGCCAGAUCGGUACAAUCGAGGCCUACUAGCAACCAUGUCUUCGAACAGCAUUCGGAGGCAUGGGACCAACUGCUCCAGAGUUGUGAACUCGCAGCUCGUCCUUUGAUGCCAACAAAUUAUGACGAAGGUUUAGCUCGACACGGUGCAAUUGCGACUCGGGGUCAGCGUACACCUGUGAGCUAUGGUCACGCUGACCUUCGACUUUGGAGGACAGACAUUGAUGACUUUCCAGAGCAUGACUAUCUGGACAAUACAGCCUUAGUGAGUGAACAUGUGGGAUGGGCUCAGCCUGAAGCCAUUGAACAUCAGGAGGACAGUGCUGCACUCUUCGAAGAGACGAUAGAUGAUGACUCCGAGUUUCUGGAUUCGGAGAAUGGUUACGAGUUUCCUACGGAAGAUGGGGUUGAAUGGAAUGAGGGUGAUGCUAAGCAACACGAUGCAGUGCCAGGCUACGGGAUGCAAGAGGGCGAGGCUAUCGAUGAGCUUGCGAUGUUCUGGCAGCCGAACAGAUUAUAUUGA